Molecule: messenger RNA, 1086 nt
Organism: Arachis stenosperma
Lineage: Eukaryota; Viridiplantae; Streptophyta; Magnoliopsida; Fabales; Fabaceae
Product: zinc finger protein ZOP1-like
Exons: 5
Coding region: 175-924 (249 amino acids)
Biological process (GO): mRNA splicing, via spliceosome
Cellular component (GO): precatalytic spliceosome; nucleus
Molecular function (GO): RNA binding; zinc ion binding
Source: RefSeq, a predicted model, not a curated record
UCACGUCUCGGACCGAGUUUUCGAGCUCCUCUUCUUCGUUGUCAAGGUUUUGAAAGUUGAAGACAUUUAGAGACGCCUAGUUUCAAAGUUCCAACCACUCCAAGCUUUUGAGAGCUUAACCUACAUCUCCGAAAUCUCUUCGUACCCUCCUAUUCGGAACCCUAAUUUACUGCCAUGACGGAAUACUGGGUGAGCCAGGGGAACAAAUGGUGUGACUUUUGUAAAAUUUAUAUAUCGAACAAUCCUUCGAGCAUUAGAAAUCAUGAACUUGGUCAACGCCACAAAGAUAAUGUUGCCAAGAGGCUAGCUGUUAUGCGAAAGGAGAAUGCUGCUAAGGAGAAAGAGCAGAAGGAAACAGCUCGCGCCCUUGAGCAAAUUGAAGUGAAAGCACAGCGCAGCUAUCAAAAGGAUAAAGCAAAGUUUGAGGAAACCAGACAAUCUCAUGAAUUGGAUGACCAAGAAUGGCAGUUCGAUGAUAAUUCAGGUUACUACUACCAUAAAACAAAUGGAUUUUGCUAUGAUCCAAAAUCAGGGUUUUACUAUUCUGAUGCUCUAGGGAAGUGGGUGACUUGGGAAGAAGCAUAUGCCUCACCUCAGUUUUCGUCAAAUGCUGGGAUCAGUGGACCAAAUUCAAAAUCUUUGUCAACUUCACAAUCAAAAUCAGUCAAAAAGAAAACUGAAAAUAAAUCUCAAAAUGGACCUUCACCAGGGCCAGUUGUUAGUUAUUCUUUGAAUCCCAAAAGAAAUGUGAAAGGUACCCCUUCAUCUCUUACUGUUCGCAAGAGAAAGAGACCUGAAGAGAAGUGCAAAGCUAAGGUUAUCCCUGAAGAAGAGAAAGCAGCUCUUAAGGCAAGAGAAGCUGCAAGGAAAAGAGUAGAAGAGAGGGAAAAAUCCUUGCUUGGUUUAUACAGUAAACCUUACUAAGUUUGGAAAAUUACGUUAACACCCUUCCUCUUCACCCUAAUUUUGUGGGUUAUACUUCCUUUGCCUUGUUCCGUUAAGGUAGAUGUUGUAAUUCUCCUUGUGAUUACACCUUGUAAAAUGUGAUUGCACCUUGUAAAAUUAAUAUGUUUCAUUUCUUUUAUA